Molecule: messenger RNA, 2106 nt
Organism: Saccostrea echinata
Lineage: Eukaryota; Metazoa; Mollusca; Bivalvia; Ostreida; Ostreidae
Product: NAD-dependent protein lipoamidase sirtuin-4, mitochondrial-like
Exons: 3
Coding region: 40-984 (314 amino acids)
Molecular function (GO): NAD+ binding
Source: RefSeq, a predicted model, not a curated record
AGUGAAUGUCAUUUUAAGAUUUUUACGUUAGUUUUUGUAAUGGUACAGUAUACAGGCAGAAUUGUAACAAAUAAAGCCCGUCAGUUUUCACUUUCCGUAAUCAGAAGUUAUGCCACAACCACAGAAAGAUUUGUUCCUAAAUACAAAAGUGUCACACGUAAUGACGUACAAAUCCUUUCCGAGUUCAUUGACAGAGGACGGAAUAUUUUAGUUUUGACAGGUGCUGGUAUUUCAACAGAAAGUGGAAUUCCGGAUUACAGAUCUCAAGGAGUUGGCCUGUAUGCCACAAGCAAAAGCAGGCCUGUUAUUUAUCAGGAUUUUGUGAAAAGUGAAAAAAUCCGACAGAGAUACUGGGCUAGAAAUUUCAUAGGCUGGCCUGUGUUUUCAUCAGUUCAACCAAAUAUUUCACACAAAUUUCUUAAGAAAUUAGAGGACUUGGGCAAAGUUUGCUGGCUGGUGACUCAGAAUGUGGAUGCAUUGCAUUAUAAGGCAGGGAGCACCAAACUGACUGAGCUUCAUGGCAGCACUCACAGAGUUGCAUGCAUGAGGUGUGAUUAUAAAGUAACAAGAAGUGAGUUACAAGUAAUGAUAGAGACACUUAAUCCAACUUGGAGAGCUUUUUCAAAUGAAUUAGCACCAGAUGGUGACAUACAGUUAUCCCAGGAGGAAAUAGAAGGAUUCCAGACUCCACUUUGUCCCAAAUGCUCAGGACCCUUGAAACCAGAGAUCAUCUUUUUUGGAGAUAAUGUUCCAAAAAGUACUGUAAACUUUGUUUUUGAAAAAGUGCAGGAAUGUGAUCAAGUUCUUGUUGUUGGUUCAUCAUUAGAGGUAUACUCUGGUUACAGAUUUGUACUGCGGGCCUCAGAAAUGAGAAAACCCAUUUCACUUUUAAACAUUGGACCUAACCGAGCAGAUAAACUUGCUGAUCUGAAAAUAGAUGCCAAGUGUAGUGAUGUUUUAAAACAAGUAACUUUACCAUGGUAAAAUACUACCGGUAAUAUGUAUUGAAUUUUUGACCAGAAUCACAUUUUGUCAGGUUGAGAUUUUAUUUCACUCUUUGUGAGAGAAAUUGAUUUUAGAUAAAAGAUAUGGAAGAAAUCCUUAAUUGUUCUCAUUUAUUCAUGAACUUCAUACCUGUAUAUAUCUAGAAUUUCCAUUGAGCUCAACAUUUUUAACUCAGAAAAAUCUGCAAAUGGACACCCAUCCUACCUUAUCCCUGAAAAAUGCAGUUUGAUCCUUUAAAUUUAUAGGGGCCAGUAUUCUUGCAUAAAUUUUACAGCUAGGUUGGUGGUGAUAUAGUUUUGUGGAUGAAAAUCCUAUUUGAAUCACGUGCAUUUAAAUCCUAUAGAUCUGUAUUUGUUAGGGAUGUAUAUUCAUUUGGAAGAGGUACAAAAAUUAAACCCCAACAAAAUACAAAUAUUCCACAGCAUCUUAAAUCCAUGUUAGAGUAUUUUUAUUUUUUAUCGUACAUGGUUGUAGUAAUUGACUUUUGUUUGUAUGGAUUAAAAUGCAGAAUGACACUUACUACUUAGAAAUUGUAACUUUGUAAUGCAAGGCAUUACUUGAACAUGUUGCAAAAAUUAUUGAACUGUACAGUUUUUCCUCAAGAAAAAGUAUUUUGUUUGAAUACUGAAUGGACCAGCAUGUGUACAAUUAUUUACUAAGAUGAACAAAAUAAUUUUUUUCUAUGCCAAGAUUCUAGCAAUUGUUGAGGAAAUUCCAUUCUUAUAUAUUGAAAUAUAUUCUUUUAAUAUAAUCUACACAUUAUCUGAAUAUAUUGGUUUAGAAAACGAUCUGGAUCCAUGUCACAUUUAGUUGACCAUUUUCUUAAAAAAAAUCACUAUCAUAUUGUUGCAAAUGUGUCCUGUUGCAUAAUAAUUACAGUACUGCUCUUCUCCACAUGUAUUUACAUGUAACAUGUGUACUCUGGUGAAAAUAGCUGCAGAUCUUAGCCCCGUACUGGUCUAAAUUUGCUAAAAUAUAUUAAUUUGCUCUACAAAAGAGCAUCCCACAGUUAUCCUGAAAGGGUUAACUGGCACAUGUAUCCCCAAAGCAAAGAAAACAAAAUAAUUUUUUUUAAAUAAAAUAGAAUUUAUUGCUCUUAUA